Messenger RNA from Aethina tumida (small hive beetle), 1915 nucleotides. RefSeq names its product protein misato (gene mst). The coding region runs from base 227 to 1864 and encodes 545 amino acids. The record is from RefSeq and is a predicted model, not a curated record. NCBI's taxonomy places the organism in Eukaryota, Metazoa, Arthropoda, Insecta, Coleoptera, Nitidulidae. The transcript has a single exon. Gene Ontology annotation, cellular component: cytoplasm. Gene Ontology annotation, biological process: mitochondrion distribution.
AAAUAAUAAAAAUUAAACACGAACUUUUUGGGGUCUGAGACGUUUUUGUAGUGCCCGUUUUCAGUCCAGUACCGAUUCAGUAACCGAACGUGUUUAAUAAAAAUAAUUACAACACAGAAAGUCGGUUUGUCGAACGGCCACACUGCCUACAAUCUCAAAUAACCUAAAAACAACAAACACUCGAAUUUAUUGUUUACCAUGAUGCGGUAUUAAGGAAUAGCAUAAAAUGGGCACCCGCGAAAUAUUGACCCUCCAAUUCGGCCAGUACUCGAAUCACAUCGGCACGCACUGGUGGAACGUGCAGGAGGCCGGCUUCACCUACGACACGAACACCGCGUCCGAAAUCAAUCACGACGUGCUGUUCCGCGAGGGCCUGACGCACCGCAACGAGGUGACUUUCACCCCCCGAUUGUUGUGCGUCGACCUUAAAGACGGCCUCAAGGCCCUGCCUCAAGAUGGUGAGCUGUAUGGAGUGCCAAAGUUGCCUUCUGAUGAUGAGAUUAACUGGGACGAAAGUGCUGUUGAAGUUGUUAAGCAGGAGGAGGACGAGAAGAGUCGGUUUCAGAAGGAUUUGGCUGCCGGCAGUCACGUUGAUUACGACCUGGAGACUGACGUGAAGGUUUGGUCGGACUUUUUGUAUGCCCGGUUCCAUCCCAGGACGGUUAAUGUUGUUAAACAGUAUGAGUAUGGGAAUGUUAAUACACCUUUUGAUGUUUAUCCCUUGGGCACGGACGUCUGGAAGACGCAGCAGUUCGACGACGAGUUCUGCGACAAAAUUCGUAACUACUUGGAGGAGUCGGACAGUUUUCAAGGCUUCCACAUGUUGACCGACUGUUGUGACGCCUUCUCAGGAAUGUCAUCAGCCUGUCUGGAAUAUCUUAGGGACGAAUAUGAACAUAAAAGUGUCCUAGUUUUUCCAGUAAUACCCUCAUACUUCCCAGAUAAUGACUACGAAACCGAAAAGGACAGACAAAACUCAAUAUUAAACGACUCAAUUAGGCUCCUAAACAUGACCCUCGGCUUCAACAGUUUCACUGAACACAGCUCCCUGUUCAUUCCUUUAUGCACAAGCGAAAAAGGCUUCAGACAACCAGGCGCAAAACGUGAAUUUUACCACACAAACUACAACCACAAGCUCCCCUACCAUUCAAGUGCAAUUCUAGCCUCGGCUUUGGACACGCUCACCUUAAAGCAUCGCUUAAGGAGCAGCAACUUUUCCCUAAUAGAUCUGUGUGUGGACUUAAAUGUGGUGGGCAGGAAGUGCGCCAGUGCAAGCGUGUGCUUCCCCUUUUCCAUAAACAAGGAUGCUGAUUUGCUCGAGUGUUUGGACAAUUGGACGGGUUCGUUGACUAAAAGUAUUACCCCCAGUUGCCACUUGGGGACUGACAGGAUGAUGCAGCAUAUCACGCUUAGGGGAAUCCCCGAGUCUAGAUUGAAAAAGGCUCCAAACGUGGCUGGCAAACAAAAGGACAUGCCGGCGUAUAAAUACAACACUAUCAAUGAGAUGCUUAGUUAUUACUAUUCUUGUACGUUGUAUGCGACAGCCACAAACGUGACGGUUGUGGAAAAGCCUCUGCCGGUCAAAACGCCCUUCCCAAAAAUCUUCGAUAAAGUUUUGGAUGUGGAUGGGAAUGUUACAAAUGAGGAACAAUGUUUGAGGCCCCAGAACGUUCCUGUGUUAGCCGGCGUGCAUACGGGGGAAGAAAUUGGAACAAUGUUAGAAAACUUACACACCGAAGCCAGGAAGAUCAAGUUUAAAAGGUUUAGUGGGUUCCUAUCUGGAGGAUUGACAUCUGAUGAUUUUGAAGAGUGCUUAGAUAACUUGUUUACGUUAAGAGAGAAUUACGAAGAUAAUUUUAUAUAAUUUAAUAAAGCAAAUGUUACUAUAAUAAUAAUAAUAAAUAAUCUAAUUUAA